Molecule: messenger RNA, 1646 nt
Organism: Diabrotica balteata
Lineage: Eukaryota; Metazoa; Arthropoda; Insecta; Coleoptera; Chrysomelidae
Source: the annotation of a GenBank genome assembly
GAAGUGUCAUGAAAAUAAACGAAAAUUAAAUAAUUUAAUUUUUGAUUUCAAACAAAAAUGGAUAGACUGGAAAUUAACAAAAAGAAAUUCUGUCGCCUGUGUUUGUCGGAAACUGUUAUAUCGCAUUCAUUACUUAAUGACGAUAAUACAGUAUUUUUAGAAGCUCUGACAGCAAUAAAGAUCGACGAAGACGAGCCAUUUCCAACAAUUGCAUGUGUCAAAUGCUGUUUCAAUUUAAAAUUUGCUUUCCAAAUUCAGCAAAACAUUCUAGAAGCUGACAGAAAGUUACAUAUGUUAGAGGAAAUUAAUAUGGAUGAACUGGACAUAAAAACUAGAAUAGUUGAUAAUGCAGUAGAAGUAGAAGAAAAAAUUCAGUCAGUGGAGGAAUGUAUCCUGGAUCACGAUUAUGAAGGACGCUCUAGUACUGAACCAUCCACUCCUUUGAGCAGAAAUUCUCCAAAAUCAACUGUAUCUGAACUUGAAACAGAAGAUUUGAAGAUUGCUGUCCAAUAUGAAACAGUAAAAACUGAACUCAAAUCUGACGAAGAUAAUUCAGUAGAGAAUGUAUUUGUAACAGAGACUGAGACUGAAGAACCGGUUCUUUUUUCUAAUUUCUUAGCAGAAGCCAACACUGAUGACAGUGAAAAAGUUCCUUGCAAGAUCUGUGGUCAAGAGUUUCUAGAUAAGGAUAUGCUGGACCAUGUGCAAUUCCAUUAUUUUUCUACCAUUAAGUGUGAUGAAUGUAACAUGAAUUGUGCCAAUAUACAUACAUAUAGGGAGCAUUUAGCACAGGCACAUAUAGAUUAUCCAGCUAAUAAGAGUUGGACAUGCAAAAUUUGCAAUGGAUCGUUCUUUUAUAAGCCUUUGUAUAUUAUACAUUUUAAGAGUGCCCACCAUGCCAAAGUUGACAAAGAAGAAAAACCCGGCAUAUAUCACUGUUAUCACUGUAAGAAGACGUUUUCCAAUGAAAGCAGGCGUACCGCCCAUACAGCCACCACAAUAAAAAGCAAUGUGACAUUUGUGGCGUUUACAUUACUCCUUCAAAUUUUCCUGCCCAUCGGAAGAGCCAUUUGGAAAACGAAGUGGAAUGUCCAAUAUGUUUAGGAAAAUACAAAAAUACGAUCUCUUUGAAGGGACAUAUUCACUACACCCAUUCAACUAGGAACUAUAUCUGCGAGUUCUGUGAUAAAUCUUUCAAGAAGUCAUAUGCUCUGUUGUUGCAUGUCAAAAGAGAACACACUGGUGAAAGACCACACAUAUGCGACGUCUGCGGCAAAAGCUUCCUCACCUUCUACAAUCUGAACAAGCACAAAAAGAUGACCCACCAAAAACUUCGUCCCUUCGAAUGCGAACAAUGCCAAAGGAAGUUCUCUUCGAAGUUUGCGCUACGCACGCACGAGCGACAGCACACGCAAGACAUGCCGUUUACGUGUAACAUUUGCGGUCAAAGUUUUCGCCAAAAGGUGUCGCUGAAAGGCCACCGCAAGACCGUGCACAACAUCGAGGAGCCUUUGACGUGUGCCUGUGAAGUUUGCGGCAAGUGGUUUAGUAGUAAGUUCGCCGUUAUGAGUCACAUGCGGCUACAUUAGUGUUUGUUGAUCUUGUUGAGAUAUAUUUGCAUUUAUUUUGUAAUAAAGUAUUUAUUU